AUGUCAUCGGACCGACAGCAUACGAGCACCGAGCCUACCUAUUCCGCUGCCAGUUCGCAGGUGCUUCAUACCGUAAAACAAUCCCCGCCUACCGUAGCAGCGGAAGCGCCCGCGUCGCGAGAUCCUGCUACCUCCAUGCCGCCCGCGAAUGAUGCGAUGCCUGCGGCCCCUAAGCGACGUUUUUUUUCGGAAUUAGAGGGACCUGGGGAAGAGAAUCUCUCGCCCGUAGGGGGCCCUACUCUCCAUGAAGGUCCACCACGCUUGGACGAAAAGUUGCCCACAAAGGCUGCAGAGGACCACCUAAUCAAGGAAGGGGCCCUCCCUGUGAAAGCAACUGCGCCGGUGGAGAAAAAGGCGCCUGAAGCCCGCGCACGACAAAAUCGAAUCAGCACAAAACGUCAUAAACAAAAAAAGGCCUCCAAAAACCUUCCAGGAGCCGCAAAAGUGAGGGCAUCGUCUUUGGUGAGUUCCGAAACGCCUAGCAACGUCGUGGAUCCGCCACCGGUGGAGGAAAUAACCGCCGUGAGUGCACCACCUAGCGCUGUUGAAGCUCCACAACCUAUCGCCGUGGAAACGCAAGAACCACUCGCGCCGCCAAACCAGUCUUCUGAGGCUUCCACGGCAAGGCCUCGUGCCGCGAUGACAAAAUUUAAUAGUAUGAAAAUCCAUAAUACGAAUAAGAAUAAACCUUCACGCCGUAAGUUUUUUGAGGGGCUCGAGGACAUUGAUUCGCCUCCCUCCUUACCUGUGGAGGAAACCACUGCCGCUGUGGCGAAGGCCACGGAAACGCCGCAGGCUGCAAUCCCUGAAAAAAAGCCCAUCGAGAUGGAAGCGCAGAAUGAAAUGAGCGCGGCGAAGGAGAUGAAUGCACCGGAGGAAACCACGGCAGGCAUCCCGCCUUCUCAAGCAACCCCCCCCACAGGGAUGGAGAAAAUUUCCAAAAGAUCUGCCGUGAAGAGUGUUUCGAGUUACAGGCGAUCGCGCAAACAAGCCAGACGCAGGGGGAUGGUCGGAGAGCAUGCCUCGGCUGAACCCGAGGCGACUAGGAUCGCAUCUACCGAAGCCACGCCCGCGAAAAGUGAGAAUAACCCAACGCCGGAUGCUAACGAUGGGAAUGCGAGGAGGCUGACGGAAGAAAAAGAUUCUCAAGAACGGGAGGCGACGAUGGAUAAAAAGCCUCUCAUCAGAGGCGGUAGCGCGGAUGCGCAAUGCGCCGUAUUGGAGGCUCCUCCGAGUACCCCCCUAUCGAUGGAGAAAGCGAAAGAAGGGCGUCCGAUGGAGCCUCUCGCCGCGGAAGAGGAUGAAAAGGUGGAGGAAAACCCUCCCGUUGAGCAGGCCGAGGAUGAAAACCCCGACGCGAGCCAUGUGCAAAGCAACGCCGUGGAAGGGGCGAGCGAACCAUGGCAGUAUGCGAAUUUCAUCGCGCACCCCUCUCCGAAUCGAAUCAUGAGCUACACGAAAUUUAAGAAGCUUCUCCACCUUCGGAAUAAAAAGGAGAAGAGGCUGGCGGCGACCAAGGCCGCACGUCUAUCGCCUAAGGCGGAGGCAUCGGAUAAAGCAAGCAACGCUGAGGCGGAGGAAAUUCAGUCUACCGAGGCCGAGAGUAGCAGGGAGAAAGAGGAAAUCCAGGAGGGGAUGCCCAUUCAGGAUAAUUCACCCUCGGAUUUACCCCCUAACCAGUGCGAUACGGGCAGCCUCACAACCAAAAAGGAGGUUCGUUCUUUGCGGUUGCGAAAGGCCCCUAAAGGGAAGCUCGGGAAGAAAACCGGACAGGCGAAACGUCUCAUCGCGUGUGAGGUGGUAUCGCCCGCAGAGCCCUUAGAGGAAGCAACGACGGCUGUAGAAGUGAAAGGUAUCGUGGAUGAAUCCGGGCGAUACCCCCCCGCUGUGGAAACACAAAACGAGGCUGAAAUAUCUCCCCCAAAAGACGAAUCCCCUGCGUCCCCUAAGGACCUUUCCAAGGCCUCGCCCGCGAUCGUGAACGAUUCCCGUGGUACUGCCGUGGAGUCGCCUUCGCCGAUUCUAGGGAGGCGCUACGCGAAUAAAAUUCAACGAAAGAAAGUCCGAACGGCGCCCUCCUUUCCAACGCAGCGGCAUUCACGGGAGGUCUUCAACGAUAAUACGGAAAUAAGGAAGCCAACGAAGCCUUUUAUCGAUGGGGGGGGGCGAAUUUAG
Molecule: messenger RNA, 2175 nt
Organism: Phytomonas sp. EM1
Lineage: Eukaryota; Euglenozoa; Kinetoplastea; Trypanosomatida; Trypanosomatidae
Source: the annotation of a GenBank genome assembly